Mizuhopecten yessoensis (Yesso scallop) is the source of this 1747-nucleotide messenger RNA. RefSeq lists its product as uncharacterized. The coding region runs from base 320 to 1369 and encodes 349 amino acids. The record is from RefSeq and is a predicted model, not a curated record. Lineage: Eukaryota; Metazoa; Mollusca; Bivalvia; Pectinida; Pectinidae. The transcript is spliced from 2 exons.
GCCAGGUAUUUGUGAAUUACCCCGUGUCGGGCCCCACUACAGGUAGAUCCUCAGCUAACGUAGCUUAAAGCUGCCGUGUGGUAGUAGUAUGUCACCUGAACACAGUUAAACCUGUCACCGCCCCAGCUCGUCCCCAGGACAUGAAUCAGUUUUCAAGACAUGACCAAGUCUGGACGAAAUAAUACGGUUAUAUCGAGGAGUCUGUGUUUACAAUGGGAAGGACGCCACGUGUACGGAACUCCGAUCGGAAGAUGAGAUGGAGGCUUUUCGGUGGAACAACAUGAGUUAGGCGGCUGACGCGGAGUUCUGUGAGAAUGAGAUGGUCGAACUACAUCCCGGGCGACUGAGAUGUAGGACGGUUGUCUACGUCGUAGUGAUCCUGACUUUAAUAGCGACAGUGUUUAUAUCUCGCUUAUCUGUGUCGCGAAGGACUCCAAGGAAGAAAAUUAAAGAAAAAAGUCGAAAAAGACAGCAGGAGAGGGACUAUAUAGACGUGACCAGGAUAGAACACAAAGUCCAGACCCAAUUCUUGGAACCCACGGAUGAGGCCCUUAAUGAGACCCUUUACGCACCGACCUCGCGGAGGCGGAGGAAGAAUCACUGCAAAGUGUUCCGGGGCUCGACUGAAGGCCCAAAACACUGUGUACCACUAAAGACAAAAUAUGGGGAAACCCCAAUCUGUAUAUUUGAUCCGGUCGAGGAUCGCAUGAUCUCAUCCUACAUCCGGGAUUACGGUACAUGGGAACCUGACUUGGUGAACAUGACCAUUGACAUCCUCCAAGCCAACCCUGCUAUGCAGUUCAUUGACCUCGGGUGUAAUUUGGGUGUAUUCACCCUUUCAGUGGCUAAACUCGGCCGACGGGUGGUGUCCGUCGACAUCUUGUCCCGGGCAUUGGACAACCUGCAACACUCUUUAAAGCUGGGAAACCUGACCGAAAAUGUGACGCUUAUACUGAAUGCAAUGUCAAACACGCGGGAAAAGGUCAAAAUCAAUUUAGUUCCUGACAAUAUCGGCGGCAGUCACGUGGGACAACAUGGCGACAUGGGACAACACGAGGAGCUGAUAUAUAGUAUUAUCAUGGACGAUCUCUUGGAGAUAAUCGACUCAGGGGAGGUUUUUGUCAAAAUGGACAUUGAGGGUCAUGAACAGAAGGCUUUAGAAAACAGUAAGGAGUUUUUCCAUAAAGCGAAUGUCAAGUUUCUUUUGAUGGAAUGGAUGCUACACAAAGGAAAGCCGAGUGGUGACAAAAUUAUCAAAUACUUAUUGUCCAACGGUCUGCUUCCCUAUCUAGACUACAACUUACGAGAAGUGCUACCAUUAGGACGAGCCUCGUUCUGGCCAGACAACGUUCUGUGGGCAAAGAGAUAGCUUUUAGAAAGAUACGUGAAAAGAACAAACAUCCAAAACCACAAAAGAUGUGCAAUCGAUUAACCUCUUUCCAUGAAGCAUGACCGAAUCUAGUCCAAAUGAAAGUAGUUCCUUAUAAUGUUGGUGCAUGAUACAGUAUAAAUACAUGUGGUGUAUUGAUAUGUUUAUUUUUAAAUGUCUGAUUUUCAUCAUUAUUCAAGAUUUUAAUAUAUUGUGUUAAUAGCUUUAGGAUUGUCUUUUUAAAUAUACCUGAUUCAUUGUAUUUUUAUAUUGUUACCUCACACAAAGUUUUUUACACACUGCGGGGCCCUGAAGGGGAACUUAGCUAAAAGUUUGCUUUAAAACGCAUCUCCUCCGAUGAUAUAUCUGAUAUUUUGC